AUGAAACGACCUCCUUUUCACCGCCAUAUUUCCACUCCCUCUACCUCUUCUUCCACUUUCAACAAAACCACCACUCCUCCUCCAACUACCUCCAAGAAAGGAUCGGCCAAAUCCACUCGGCCGCCCGUCUAUCACCGCAAGAGCGCUUCAGCUCAUCAGUUCCAUUACCGAAACAAAUCACACCAAUCGCGCGGUAAAUUGUUAGGAGCAGGCUCCGGUCCUGCCAGUCACCCCGUCAACCCGGAAGACGAACACUUGGAGAUGGCGACCAGUUUCUUGCAAUAUUGCGCCAUGUGUGAGAAGCAGAUAACGGUGCCCAGCAACUCGGUUCUGUAUUGCAGUGAAAGCUGCCGUCGCAAAGACUCUUGCAAGCCUCUCUCGGCCUCCUCAUACACAUACACAAUGACCUCCCCUUCCUCCUCACCUAUCUACACAAAUACGCACAUCAACAUGGACUCCUCCUCCACAUCAUCAAUCACAUCCCCCUCUAAACCCAUCCCAGUCGUCCGCCCGACUCUCGGCAGGAUACCCUCCGACCUGCACGACUCCCAAUCGGAUCUUGACCCCACUGAAUGGAAGCCCAUCAUAGCCGGCAGUGAUGGUGGUCGACAACAUGGACGCAACGCAUCAUCGAGCUCACUCGCCUCGAGCGAUGCAUGGACCUAUCUCUCUCAAUUCCACUACCAUCGCGAAGAUCCUAGAAUCUCCUCCUCCACGCCUUCGACGCUGUUGCACGCCAUGAUGCCCUUUCGUCGUACCCCGGUCACCACCCGCAACAGUACAACCAGUCUGUCGACCAUGGGCACACCCUCUCUCGUCAACACGCCCAGCCCGACUACCGCCUCGUCGUCGGUGACGAGUAGCCCACCCUCGUCUUCGGGCGACUACAUCAGCGCUGCUGGUACUACUACCACUUCCUACGGCUACGGAGCAUACGCUUAUGCCGCUGCUGAUUCAGGCCGUCCAUUGCCGCCGCGCCACAACCCGUCCUUCUCGACUAGUGCGGGCGCUACGAAGGGCGUCGAGUUGGUUGUGCCGCAUAUCAUCACUUCGGCGGAGGAUGGGCACGAGGGGCUUUGGAUGAAGGUUUAA
Messenger RNA from Talaromyces amestolkiae, 1092 nucleotides. RefSeq lists its product as uncharacterized. The coding region runs from base 1 to 1092 and encodes 363 amino acids. Lineage: Eukaryota; Fungi; Ascomycota; Eurotiomycetes; Eurotiales; Trichocomaceae. The record is from RefSeq and is a predicted model, not a curated record. The transcript is spliced from 3 exons.